Molecule: messenger RNA, 2527 nt
Organism: Pezoporus flaviventris
Lineage: Eukaryota; Metazoa; Chordata; Aves; Psittaciformes; Psittacidae
Gene: EPSTI1
Product: epithelial stromal interaction 1
Exons: 13
Coding region: 125-1036 (303 amino acids)
Source: RefSeq, a predicted model, not a curated record
AGUCCAGGCAGGGGUGGGUCUUAAAAGGAAUUGAAACUAAAUUGUGAGAAGUCAGAAGUUUUGAGUCUUUCUCUAGCCUUAGCAGUGAUACUCCUUUCUGACAAGGCAAGGUACUCCUGAAGCAAUGUCUGGAAUUCGAGGCUGGAGGGAUGGCAUCAGGUACAGGAUGGCUGCUACCUCCAGUACCCCAGGAUCCUUUCAGGAUUACCUCUGGGAUAGCAACAACAAAAGAGAGGAGGCUGAAAACCCCCAGAAACCAACAACAUCUAAAAAGGAGCAAAGUGGCCAAGCAUCAGGCUACCAACAACAGCAAGAGCAGUAUGUCGGCCCUUAUGUCUUGAUAACUCCAAAUGAAACCAGAAGAAACCAGCUGCAGCAAAUUGCUAAGAAAGAGCUGGAUGACCUGCAGUGGUGGAAGGAAACGCACAGGCAAAGGCCGAUUAACUUGGUUCCACAGAGACUGGGUGGAAAGCAAUCAGAAGCUCAAGUAAGGCAAAACCAGCAAAUGAUGCUCAUGCAAUCCAAAUACCAGCAAAAGCACAAGAGAAGAGAAUAUAUAAAAGCAAAAAAGGAAGCUGAAGAAACUGAAAUCCUGAAAAAGAAAGCAUUGCAGAGAGAAAAGGCAGAGAGACUUGAAGUUAAGAAGAGGCAGCAAGAAAUGCAAAGAAGAGAGAUGUUCCUUGAAGAUCAAUAUUACAAAACCAAUGAAUUAUUGAACAGAUUGGACGUGGGUUUGCCAAAGAGUGAUUCCUGUCAGAUUGCUAAUCAUGGUGCAGAAUCUACAGCAUGGAUGAGAAGCCGUAUGUAUAAGCAAGCUCUUCGAGAGGAUGAAACCAGAAGAUUAGAGGAAAUGAAGCAAGAACAACGGAGGAAGGCUGAAUUAAUGGAAAUUAAACAAAAGCAGGAAGAGGAAGACAGGAUGAGAGCACGUCAAGAUGAACAAAGGAGGGUAAAUAUUGCUUUCCUGGACCAACUCCAGAACAAAACACAACUUACUAACAUCCACCAGCCUGAACAUUCUGGGAGCCUGGACUAAUGCAGUAAUAGUGACUGGGAGCCCAAACUACUUGGAAUAAAGGAGGAGAAAGGAUACAAAAAGCUUGUUGGAAAGCUCAUCUCAUGUCUUAAUUUGUAAUUGUUUUGUUGAUCUACACAACUGAAUUACUUCCUUCUUCUUCAUGUAGAGUGUGGGAAACAGAUGUUGUGCUGUUGUAGGACAUCCUGAAGGUCAGCAAUUGCUAGCACAACAAAGCAGAGACUAAGGCAUCCUAUCGUAGAAACUGGACUACUCCUCCUUAUUCACGUACCUGAUCCAACCCCAUUUAAAAAAUCAAAAGGAUUUAAACUAAUCUGGACCUUUUACUGGAGGUUAAGGCAAUGGUAAUCUUCAUAGCAGCUUUUUAAUGUGAGACAGGAUAAACUGAAAAGGCAGGUGAAAUCCAAAUAUCGCAGUAGUACAAAUGGACCUCAGGUUUGUAGUUUUCAUGCGAAGAGGAGAAAUGAACACAAUUUGGUCCUGCAGGAACAGGUUAUUUUCUAUUCCAAGGAGUGUGUUUACUGAGGGAAGAAUUCAGUUUUCUGAACUGUCUGGAAAGCAGAUUUGUGGAGCCGUCUGGCAGGGAAACUUUGACACCUAAGAUGAAUCAGCCUCUGAGGAUCUCUCUUUUUGCUGUCUAUGAAAAGAACACAAAUGAUCGCCACAGACUAUGUUCCUAAUUUUGGGGUGAUGUGAAUCCCAGCUAUAACAGCCUAACCACCGAGAAAAGUGAUCUACUUGCAGCAUACUCCCAUAGUUUCAACUCUAUAUGUAGUCCUAGGACCUUCUUAGAAAAUUGCUUUCACAAAUAAACACAAAGAUUUUCUACAAGGUUGCAGUACUCCACUCUUCAAUCUGUCAGUUAUCAAAAAUCAGCCCUUUAAGCAAAUAUAGGGACCACAGAUUAAAGUGGAAGGCUUGGUACUCACUGAUAUCUAUUAGCUGAAAUUAUAUGAUGGUAUUUGUGGCACUCUAAAUUUAAGGGUUGUUAAAGGGUCAACUGAGAUUAGAAGCCCAUUGUGUGAGCACAUAGUGCUGUGUGUUGCUGCUCACUGAAUGUACCUGACACAAAAAGGCUUUGUGUAAACAGACAAGACAGGGGGAAGGUGAAAGAGGAAUAUAAUAUGUGAACAGAGCGAUGGCUGGCAAACAACAAAUGAAUUCUCAGACAUAUUUUUUAAUUAUUUAAUUCCUUGGGAGUUCGUUAGAGAGGAUUAACUAAACAAAGGAAAUAAAAGAAGGUGAAGAGGCACCUGGGGUAUAAGAAACAUGUUUAUUGUGGGACAGAAGAGAGCAGAGGAGCCUGUAUCUGAAGUGAAAGGACUUUGGAGGCAGCAUGUGAGCGACCAGCCUUUUGGCUGGUUUUGUGGUCCAAGAAGGUGGCAUCUCCCUAGAACUGCUUUCCAUCAAGUCCGCGUUGCUUAAGGGAUAGAAAGAAAUUACUCUGAGCACAAUAUACAUUGAGAGAAAUGGCUUAGUGAGUCCCGAUUG